This is a messenger RNA of Actinia tenebrosa (Australian red waratah sea anemone), 3579 nucleotides long. RefSeq lists its product as uncharacterized. The record is from RefSeq and is a predicted model, not a curated record. Gene Ontology annotation, molecular function: serine-type peptidase activity. Gene Ontology annotation, biological process: proteolysis. Lineage: Eukaryota; Metazoa; Cnidaria; Anthozoa; Actiniaria; Actiniidae.
GAAAGGUUGCAGACAUCUGUGUUUUUCUACAUUUUUUAAAGAAUAUCCUUUUACCCGAAGUAUUGUUUGUUUCACUUAUGAGUUUCAGAUGCUAGAAAUCUUUGACCAUGUUUCUUUUUAGAUUUCUCUUUGUUGCUUUACUGGUUGUUGGUGUGACGUGUAAAAAGACUUCCAAUGCUCUAAAACUUUUAGAAAAGGAAAGCAAAAAAGCCUCAACAUGCAGGAGGUUCGACUUUAAGUCUCUCAUGCGACUGAGAGAAGACGAAUCUUGGAAAGAACUGCUUCCUUGUCUGUUGAAAGCCUUAGAUUCCUCGACUGGAGAUCCUGUGUUAUGGACCAUGCUUGGCGAGGUUUUUGACCAUAAAAACGAAAAAUCAAAGGCAAAUGUAUGUUUUAGGGAAUCAUCUAGACUUAUGGGAAAGCUGUCUAAAUUCAUAAAGAAGUGGUACUUCUUAGGCCCUUUUACUGUUGGCAAGAAUGAAGUAGAUGGUGAUCCACUAGAAGACUUUGGUGGAAUCAAAAACGUCACCAAACAUCGCUGGACAAAGAAAGCAUUUUAUUACUCUGAGUUACUUAUCAAAGGAGAACUGAAGUGGGCCACAAUAGAUGUUAAAAAUGAACAAGAAAGUAUCAAUGUUGCUCCACCAGCUGAAUGGAAUGAACUUAUACUGAGUUUACAGUCUAUUGGAAUAGCUGAAUGGCAGGGGUGGAUAGUUGGAGAUUUUGUGGUCAAUGAAGAUGGCUCAUAUUUGUUUCAGUGUCUUGGGGCUAGUUUAGUUUAUGUCGAUAAAACGAUUUUUACUGGUGAUCUUUACAAAAGGCAUCAAUUUUGGCAUCCCAUCUACCUGAAGCGUGGAGUCCACACARCUAAGGUUAAGCUAAGAGCAAAGGGGCCCUUAAGCUUUAACUUUCGCCUCAUGCAAAUUCAAGAAAAAAAUACAAUUGAAAUUCUUCCUCCUUCAUUCCUUCCUGAUCUUGUUCAAGGCAAAAUUUUUGGCAAAUAUAUAUCAUUUCCAUUGAAUAACCUUCAUUCCUCAAACUGGCUCAAAGUUACAAAGGUAUCUUUGAUGUCACACUCCAUUACUUUGCCACUCACAGUUUCAUUGUCUGGUAAUACCAAUAGUUUUACAGUUGCACCAGGUCAAAUAAAACCUAUUGUUAUUGAAAUCGGAUAUAAAGAUGAAAGCGUUGAAAAGAAACCACUUGAUGAAGAUUGCAAAGAUUUGAGCUUAAACUUAAAGUUAUCAUUCAAUGGAGGAAAAGAACAGAAGGUGAACGUCAACUUAAGGUGUCGAAAGAUAACAGAAUCUUUUCUUUUCACCUUUCUUGAUCAUGAUGGAUCAAUUCAACAUGCUGCUGCAAUUCCACCACUGAAAGAAUGUAAAUCCAAGACAUGCCCAGUGCUUGUAUCACUUCAUGGAACUACUGUGCCACCUCAGAAUCAAGCAGAUAGCUACAAAAGAAUGGAGAAUGGCAAAUGGGUGUUUGGUGUAGACAAUCUCUGGUUACUUGCCCCCACAAGGCAUGGAGCACAUAACUGGGAGGGUCCAGGUACACUGACCUCUAUGAGAGCCCUUGAAUGCUUGGCACAAUACACCCAGGAGGCCACUUGGGUGGAAUAUAAAGCUGAUGACAAGAGGAUAGUAAUUGCUGGUCAUUCAAUGGGAGGACAUGGUGCCUGGCAACUUGGAACACAUUAUCCAGAUCAGACCUUAGCCUUGAUAUCAGCAGCAGGCUGGAUCAGGAAAGAGGACUAUGGGGAUUCAAACCUGUUCUUUAGGCAUGACGUAAGCACAAGUCACGUGGACCCUGUUGUCAAGGCAACCAUGGAGGCAUGUGUGGCCGAGAAUGAUGCCGACAAACACGUCUCUAACCUUCAUGGCCUACCUAUCAUGAUUAGAGUAGGUGCUGCUGACCGCACAGUCCAUCCUUAUUAUUCACGCCGAAUGUAUCGGUUACUAAGGCAACAGCGCAGUAACGUGACUUUCGAUGAGAUUCCCAAAAAGGRGCACUGGUGGUGGGAUACGUACGAAACAAAUGAUGGAGGUGUUACCAAUGAUCCAGUCAUCCGGGGAUUUGCUAUCAAGCACGCAAAGAAUGUUGGGUCAUCAGUGCAAAACCAUGUAUGUGAUCCCAACAACAAGAAUAAAGAAUGUAAUGAUGUCGACAACCCUGCCAAGAAAUAUCAACAGCAACCGGACGACACUGUUGACAGGAAUCAUGUUGGUGAAUUCACCUUAUUGGUUUACAACCCGGCAUCCAUAGCAGGUGUGCGUGGUGUGAGGGUUGUACAACAGUUGAUCCCCUUCAGACAAAGCACGAUACAAAUACAACUGUCACCGGGUACGGCAAGUCUGACAACACAAAAUGUUGCGAGGUUGUCUUUAAGUGAGCCAGCAGUGUCACCCGUUCAUUGGAAUCAGCGUAACAUCAGGAUAGAUGACACUUACUUCAAAUCUGAGGAACCUCACGGCUUCUCCGCCAAACACGUGCUCUCAUUUUGCAAAACGGUGUUACAAGACUGGAAGAUAUGUGAAAAUGAGGCCUUGGAAUCCGAUGUUAGCCGAGGCCCCUUAAAUAUGGGACCUGCUCGAAGGGUCGCGGAGAGUCCCUUUCUGAUCGUUACUGGAACAAAGUCUGACUCUUCAACCGCCUCUCGUCUUCUUGAGGGAGCUCUGUACAUCGCCAAUCAAUUCUACCUUACUUCAGAAACUAUAGCUCACGUAAUCGCAGACAAAGAGUUGGACCAAUCAACUGCCUCGAAUUUCAACUUAAUUGUGAUUGGUGGACCCGAUGUCAACUCUUGGGCAGGUGGAUUUCAUAAAAAUGUUCCUUUGAAAUUCCUUGAAAAGAAGUUACUUUUGAAUAAUUGUCAAUUCAACUCUGCCCGCACCGGCGCUGUUUUUCUUGCUCCACAUUCUGGUUCUCGGCUCGCCCUCGUGUUGACAGGCAACUCAUUGGAAGGCCUACAAGAUGCCAUUCUUCUUGCCACUCCUACUAUACUACCAAUGGCCCGCUCCCCUUUCUCCAACCUUGUUCCGGAUUUUAUUGUAACUGGGCCUGAUUUUGGUGCUCGGGGUCCUGGGGGAUAUCUAUGUACUGGUUUUUGGGGCAAUAGUUGGGAAUAUCGCCAAGAUAUCAGCUCUUGUUCUUGCUAGGAUAAGGAUCUUAAAUAUUUAUGGCUUACCGCACAACUUAGUGCUAAUAGAAGAAAAUAGAAUUUAGAAUAGUCCCCUUCAAAGUUACCUGCGUCAUUUUGAAAGGUAGCCGUGCUUUUGCAUCGAAGCGAGACUAAGGCCCCGUUCACACGUAUCCGGAAAUUUUUGUAUCCGUAAAUAUUUUUUUUGCGGAUACAAAAAUUUCCGGAUACGUGUGGACGGGGCCUAACGGUGAGCUUGCAAUGAUAGAGACGUGAAUAAUUGUUCAAGGUGUUAAAAACGAUCGCUAUCUUCUCUAUCUUUGAAAGCUCACCGUUCGUCUCGAUCGCUUCGAUGCAAAGGCACGGCAACCUUUCAAGAUGGCGCAGGGAGCUGUGAAGGGGACUAUUGGUUUUUGCAAAUAUGUAGAAAAUAUUAUAAA